GGGCGCACAGAGUAGGGUGCAGCGCAGCAGGGCGCACAGAGUAGGGCGCAUUGGGGCUCGAGGGUCUCCGCGUGCUUUGGGGAGGGGGGAGCCAAGGCAGGCGAGGCCGGGCCGGGCCGGGCCGGGCCGGGGCAGACAGGUGAUGGGCGUUUCGGCGGCGGCGCUGUUCCCGGCUUCACUCCUUGGGUUUCACUCUGGUCUGAUCUAAGCAAAUAUGCUGAAGUACCGGCUGGUCUACUCCUAAAGCCAAAAGAGCAGAGCAAGAGAAGCCAGGCGGCGGCGGCAUUGGCGGCGGCGGCCCCGGAUCGGGAAACAUACAAAAAAGAAUAAGAAUUAAAAAAACCAAAAAAAAAAAAAAAAACCAACCCACCCCCUCCCCGCUUCCCCUCCCGUCCCACCCCUCACCCCAGCGCCCAAGGAGGAUCUCGGAUCGCACACGCACAGACAGACACUCAGACAGACAGACAGACACACACGCACACACCAGUGUCUUUCCCCUUGAGGGAUGGUACUGAAUUUCGCCGCCACAGGAGCCCGGCUGAAGCUCCCACCCCGCAGCCCUGCGCCUCCAAGGAGUCUUAAGUGCAGCGGAACGCGAUGACGACCUGGGCUUGUGUUCUGCUGCUAGGGUUUGGCUACCUGUCCUAUGCCUUCUCCGAGGAAGCCGAGAUCCCCCGGGAGCUGAUCGAGAGGCUGGCUCACAGCGAGAUCCACAGCAUCCGCGACCUGCAGCGCCUCCUGGAGAUAGAUUCCGUAGGAUACGAAGAUGUUUCAGAAACAAACCUGAGAUCUCAUAAUAUCCACGGUGCCAAACAUGCUCAAGAAAAGAGACCUGUCCCAAUUAGAAGAAAAAGAAGUAUUGAGGAAGCCAUUCCUGCCGUCUGUAAAACGAGGACAGUUAUUUACGAGAUACCUCGGAGUCAGAUUGAUCCCACGUCGGCCAAUUUCCUGAUAUGGCCACCGUGCGUGGAGGUGAAACGUUGUACUGGCUGCUGCAACACCAGCAGCGUGAAAUGCCAGCCCUCACGGAUACAUCACAGAAGUGUCAAGGUGGCAAAAGUUGAAUAUGUUAGGAAAAAGCCAAAAUUAAAAGAAGUUCUGGUGAGGUUAGAAGAGCAUUUGGAAUGCACCUGUACAUCGUUGAAUUCUAAUUCAGAUUAUCGAGAAGAAGAAACCGGAAGGCCUAGGGAAACAGGUAAAAAACGGAAAAGAAAAAAGUUAAAACCAACCUAAAAACUCCUGGACCUAUUUUGAUUAUCAGAUGUGAGGUGAAAAUAAGCUAGAAAAAUCUUCUCUGGGACACGGAUGUACACAAUUUGUUACAUUCCUGAACCUACUAUGUAUGGUGCUUUAUUGACAGUAUACGUGAUUUGUUCUCCUGUGUGAAAAACUGGCUCAAGGAACACUUAAUGAGAACAAAGAGACAAUGUACAUUUGUUUAAUGUGACAUCAAAGCAAGUAUUGUAGCACUCUGUGAAACAAUAAGAAGCUUCCUUGUCCAAAAAAAAAAACAGUCGAAUGAAUGGAGGAUACCAAAAGUACUACAAAACGUGACAAAAAACCUAAGUGAAUAGCGGAUUUCUGUCAGAGCGGUCAACGGUGCUUUAUGUCAAGAAAUGUGCCUGCUUUCUUGAUGAAGAUGGAUGGACACUGAUGGACUUCAGGCAACAAAAAAGCAGGAAUGUAUCAAAUGCCACGCAAACACUAUAGAAACAAUACAUCCUUGCUCGGUAGUGUUUUAAGUCUAUUAAAGAAAAAAAAAACCUUCUGGGGAGCCUUAAGUGGAAUUUUUUUUUUUACACCAUAAAGUGAUUAUUAAGCUUUUCUUUUUACUCUUUGCCUAGCUUUUUUAUUAUCUCUUGGACUACAUUUACCAAUAACACAUAUAGAAGGCUGCUGUAACAGUGAGGCCAUACAAUGGUAUUUCUCCUAGCACGAUGCAAACUAAUGAGAUGUAUUAAAAUAAAUACGGUAUACCUACCUAUGCAUAAUUUUCUAAACGUUUCUUGGUUUAUGUUUUUCCCUUUUUUAAUUUAAGUCAUUUCAAGACAACGAUGUGCGAAUAUCAAUCAUAGGUAAACUCCUCUUCAAGGCUAUGUCGGUCGCCCAAUAGUGAUACUGUGUUAGCUAUUUGCCCUCCUUUUUACAGUCUACAGACUAACGUUGAUUUCACAUGUUUGGCUGUGUGAAAUGUAGAAUUUCUUCUUGUAUCUGUAUUGUACAAUGUUAUUGUCGCAGGGAAGUAUCCUGCGGCAAAUAUUUGAACAGAACCUAAAUUCUUUAUUUUUGGUAAGAUGUUAUGCUUUAUGUGUAUUCAACCGAAAAACGUGUUUUUGUAAAGGUGAAGUUUGUAUUUUUAUCUAAAAUUAACAGUUUUAUAUACCUGAGAGCGCCUGCUAUGUUUUCUUGAACCAAAAACAAAGAAACAAACAAAAGAAACAAGAAACCAAACAAACGAAAAACAUUUUGUGGUCCUAUUUUUCUAGUAGAAUAGCCCAAAUGACUCCAAAAUAGAGUUUACCGAGAGCCGUGCAGAGCAGUGUCAAAGCACAGCCACUUCAUCCGUACGUAGUAUGUGGGAUUUGAACUGGGCAAUGUCAGGAAACUUCAGUCAUAUCUGUUCAAUUCCUUGCCUACUGCUUUGAAAAUGUAAUGAGGAGGUGUCUCGUAUUCUGUCGGGGGCUACAGUGGGGCUACUAGACUUGUUGGACUUCCUGGUUUCUUGCUCUACGGACCCCCUACUUAGAUUCCCCCGGGGUUUAAAUUCUGUGGUCAGUGGGGAAAAAAAUAGAUUUUUGACUCUCACAUUGCACAUGUCAAAAAACUCCAGAUCAUUUUCUUUGUGAAAUGUAUCUUGAGAGGGGAGAUUUAUUUCUCUAUCGUAUGUAGUAUUGACAUAAAGAUCAAAUGAAAGGAAUUUAUAAAGUAGCAUGUCUUGAUGAAAACACUUUCAACCUGAAUGAAAUGCUCUGAAUGUGAACUAACAAGCUUUGAGAUGUAAACACGAGGAAGUGGGGAAGAGAGGUGGGGCUUGACUCCCAACCUUAACCAUUCAGUGAUUUAAAAUACUGAACCCAUUUUGGCCACAAAUGGCAGAUGGCGAUCAAAUUGCAGACAGCACAAAAAGUAAUUUUAUUAAUGAGCCAUUAUUGGCUUCAGAUUUGAAUGCAGAAUACAAGUGUGUCUUAGUCCUGUUGUGCGGUUAUCCUGAGUGCCAACCAAAGCACCAUGCCUUGAGUUAAAACUGCUUGUGCUUACUGUCAGCUGCGUGUACCAUUCACAAUGUUAUGCACACGAAUGUAUGUGUCUAAAGUUCAAAAAAAUGUAUAAAAGUGUAAUUUAUCUAUUUAUGUUUCAGUGAGAUGCCAAUAAUAUUGCUCCUUUUUUUUGCAAAGUUAUCUAAUGAAAGAAUUCACAUACCCAUUAAAAUCAUGUAGCUGAAAA
Molecule: messenger RNA, 3444 nt
Organism: Ornithorhynchus anatinus (platypus)
Lineage: Eukaryota; Metazoa; Chordata; Mammalia; Monotremata; Ornithorhynchidae
Gene: PDGFA
Product: platelet derived growth factor subunit A
Exons: 7
Coding region: 598-1233 (211 amino acids)
Biological process (GO): positive regulation of ERK1 and ERK2 cascade; positive regulation of cell migration; positive regulation of protein autophosphorylation
Cellular component (GO): membrane
Molecular function (GO): platelet-derived growth factor receptor binding; growth factor activity
Source: RefSeq, a predicted model, not a curated record